Trematosphaeria pertusa is the source of this 941-nucleotide messenger RNA. RefSeq lists its product as uncharacterized. Lineage: Eukaryota; Fungi; Ascomycota; Dothideomycetes; Pleosporales; Trematosphaeriaceae. The record is from RefSeq and is a predicted model, not a curated record. Bases 116 to 775 code for a protein of 219 amino acids. The transcript has a single exon.
AUGUCUUGCGUGGACGUUUGUGCGACACCGUCAUCCAUCAGAACAACACCCUGUCUUGAAAGGUGGCGGCAGUAUGGGCGACGAUAACACCAUGGCGGGGGGCAGGAUACACUGAAUGGUGUCUUUGGCAGUAUCGUGGAGCCACGAAAAAGCGACCGAGUACAAUCCGAUAGAGCGCAGGCUGACAGCUGUGCGGUGCGACCAGAGUACGAAGACGUCACACCGAGUGACAUGCGCAGCCUCAAUCGGCAAGAGAGAUUCGUCUAUCAGACUUGCCCGAGUAGCCACGGAUACCUCUUCCACAAUCCCGGCGCCGCUCGUGCUUGCGCCGAACAGUGAAGUGACAGGAUUCCCGUGGACAAAACAGCACUCACUCAUGGCACGGGAUAGUAGACCACCGGCAUCGAUAUUCUUCGGAAAUUCGUCGCGGAACGUCCUCAGAUGUUGUCAUCAAGCUCAAUUCAGACCGAGACCGGCUGUGUCGUUGGGCACCUGCAAGUUCUUCGGACAUCGAGCACGAAGAAGAUCAUAUCGUCAAUGUCUAUGGCGCAUGCCCGAAAGCCGAGCAGCAGACGAAGGGCGGCAGAGCCUGCUCAUUGGAAAAGAGGAUCGAGAGAACUUUGGCUGGGACCUCAGGCGUGUGCAACCUCUUCCGGGAAAAGCGGGAGCAAAACAUGGCCGAUUAGGACGGUUCUGCCUUUUCGAUGGUGCUUCGCGUAGCGAUAUGGGAGCUCCUACUGCAAGUUGGGACCCAGUUGAAGAGCUUUCGAUGUGAUCCCAGUGCUGACAAUGAAGGUAGACUCCUCCGAUUGCGCCGUUCCGGUUUCAUCGUCCCUCUCGCGUCGGUCACUGUUCCUCUUCGCCCUCUGAACGAUUACAUCCCACCGCUCGUCUACGUCCGACAUGCACCGACGGUAAUACAGAACGGAAACGGGUACAUA